AUGGAAUUCUCAAGCUGCUUGACUAGGGGCUCAUCUCUUCGGCAUUCACCGGCAACUCCAAGCUCAUCCCUUCGGAUAACAAAGAUUGGAACAUCCAAGGUUCCAAUCUCCAGUUUUCGCGUGAAUAAAUGGCAACGGAGUUGGUCCCUUGUAGAAGGUGGCAGGCUGGGGAUGGGCGGUGGCGGCCAACGGUGGUGGUGGGUGGUUGUUGGCUAG
Messenger RNA from Prunus armeniaca (apricot), 216 nucleotides. NCBI's taxonomy places the organism in Eukaryota, Viridiplantae, Streptophyta, Magnoliopsida, Rosales, Rosaceae. The record is from the annotation of a GenBank genome assembly.